AUUUUUUUCCUUUUGAGCUGGGCGUAAGCAGAAAAGCCAAAAAAAAAAAAAAAAAGAGAAAAAAGUGUGUUGACCUUGGUCUGAUCGAGUUUCUUCAUCUCUCUUUUCGUUCUUCUUUCUCCCGUCGACAAAAGGCAACCCUCCUCACCUCUCUCUCGUUCGCACUUAAUAUCCUCCAUGACUUGCGCCUUCCUCUCGUCCUCAUCGCUCUGCUCCACCCUCUCUUGCCUUCACUCGUUUCUCCACUCGCAAUCCUAUUCAGAUUCAAAGUGAACAACAGCAUUCUUCCUGUCUUUUGUUGACACCUCCCAUUGCUCCUGAAUCUCGUCUUCCCGCGUGUCGGAUCGCAUUCAACUCUCACAGGAUACUCGCACCACCACUAUGGCAGAUCCAGUCAUCUCUGUACGAGCCUACAACAGCGGCUCAGAGGGAUCGGAUCAUCCUCAUGACGAAGAACAUGAGCGAAACUACUCUCCAUUCUCUGAGUACGUUGAUCAUUCUAAACACGAUCCUGAAAAGGUCGUCGAAGUGAGUCCGAACGGGAGAUACGCCAAGCUCAACAGCGUCCUGGGUAAGGGGGCCUAUAAGAUUGUGUACAAGGGCAUCGACCACGAGGAGGGCUAUGAAGUUGCUUGGAACUGUUUCCAGACCACAAGGCAGGAAUAUGCAGAACUCUCGCAGGAGGUCGAGAUCCUGAAGCGUGUCCGCCACCCCAACAUCAUCAAUUUUCACGACUGUUGGUACAGCAAUACCGAGUUCAUCUUCAUCACCGAGCUCAUGACAUCUGGCACUCUCAGAGAAUAUAUCCGCAAGCUGCAACAUCCAAAUGUCAAAGUCGUCAAGCGAUGGUGUAGGCAAAUUCUCAAAGGCCUCAUCUACCUCCACUCAUACGACCCUCCAAUCAUCCACCGCGACAUCAAAUGCGAUAACAUCUUCAUCAACGGGGCGCACGGUGAAGUCAAGAUUGGAGAUAUGGGAACGGCAAAGAUGACGAUUGGCAAGAAGUACACAGUCAUUGGCACUCCUGAGUUUAUGGCCCCAGAAAUGUACGAGGAAAAAGGGUAUAGCGAAAAGGUCGACAUCUACGCCUUUGGAAUGUGCUUAUUGGAGAUGGUCACGGGCGAAUAUCCCUACAGCGAAUGCAAGAACGCUGCCCAAAUUUACAAGAAAGUGUCGCAGGGACAUAAACCAGACUGUCUUGCCAAGGUAACCGAUCAAGAGGUCCUUAGCUUGAUCAACCACUGCAUUGCUCCUGAGCAUGAAAGAUACUCGGCACAAGAGGCAAUCGAGGACUCGUUCCUGGCAUUAGAACCAGAGGUCGUAGUACGGGCGGCGAACGAGGCCCUGGACCACUUGACGCUACAGGUUGUGUUCAAGGGCAUGGACAGGUUGUCGGUUAAGUUCGAGUUCAAUACCAACACUGACACAGCCGAGGAGGUGGUCAACGAGAUGAUUGAAGAACAGGUGCUUCCGCAGAAGUACAAGAGAUUCAUCACCCACGACAUCAACCGGAUAUUACGCGAGUUGGCAGGAACCAGCGACAAGAAGGAUAUUGCUGGAAGCCAUCCUCCGUCAUCACCCAUGAUGCAAAACAACCAUCCCUAUGGCGCCGUAUCUCCCAUGGCCUUGGAUGUGUCCAGCCCAAUGACACAAACUGCAAGCACGACAAAUCUGACCCGCAGGAAUUCGAAUCCGGAUUACGCCGGCGAUGUUGAGCUUCCUUUCAAAGAAUAUACACCUAAUACGCCGAUCGAGGAGCUAGUCAGCGACACUGCGAUGGCGUACCAUCGUGGGCCUGACAAAGUCGAGGAAUGGCUGCUGAAGCUGAAGGACCAGGACAUCAUGACAGUCGGAGAUCUCAAGGACCUUCAGGAUUCAGAUUGGGCAGGCUUUGGCUUGACAGUCUUUGCAUCAAGAGCGCUCAGGAACCGACUCUUUGGCAAGAACAUCAAACGACCUAGUCCUAUGACAAGAUCUCCCAGCGGAACGGAUGAUGGCAACUAAGAGAAUACUAGCCUACUUAGUAGUCGGUUCAUGUACAUAAGGCCGUUCACUCAUCACUUCUCAACGUCUUUUCGUCGUAAUAUGCAUAUUUCAUUGGUCCUUGCUGCUCGUCCUUUUUUUCUUCUUUUUUUGCUUCACCAGAACGAGAUGUAUAAUCAUCAUGAGUCCUUUUGAAGUGGCAGAAGAAGGCGUCUUAUCCAUCUCUACUCUACCUGCACUUACAACUUCUAGACCUUUUUUUUUUUUCUUUUUCUUUUUCUUUUUCUUUUU
Molecule: messenger RNA, 2274 nt
Organism: Gamsiella multidivaricata
Lineage: Eukaryota; Fungi; Mortierellomycota; Mortierellomycetes; Mortierellales; Mortierellaceae
Product: kinase-like domain-containing protein
Exons: 9
Coding region: 382-2004 (540 amino acids)
Biological process (GO): protein phosphorylation; intracellular signal transduction
Cellular component (GO): cytoplasm
Molecular function (GO): protein serine/threonine kinase activity; ATP binding
Source: RefSeq, a predicted model, not a curated record